Budorcas taxicolor (takin) is the source of this 1133-nucleotide messenger RNA. It is a transcript of the gene TMEM45A, whose product is annotated as transmembrane protein 45A. The transcript has 6 exons. Bases 1 to 849 code for a protein of 282 amino acids. NCBI's taxonomy places the organism in Eukaryota, Metazoa, Chordata, Mammalia, Artiodactyla, Bovidae. The record is from RefSeq and is a predicted model, not a curated record.
AUGGGAAACAGUGGAAACGUUAUGGGGAAUUUCAAAGGCCAUGCUCUCCCUGGAUCCUGCUUUUUUAUCUUGGGGAUUUGGUGGACUAUAAAGUGCAUUCUGAAAUAUGCCUUCAAAAAGCAGAAACGGACUUCUUACCUUGAUUCCAAAGCAUUAUUCCAUCGAAUUGAAAUUUUGGAAGGAAUCGUAUUAGUUGGAAUGACUUUAACUGGCAUCCUUGGAGAACAGUUUUUACCUGGAGGACCACACCUGACCUUGUAUGACUACCAAGAGGGUCAAUGGGUCCAACUCCUGAGCUGGCAGCAUUUUACCAUGUACUUCUUCUUUGGGCUGCUGGGUGUGACAAACAUCUUAUCUUCUACCAUCAUUUCACUUCCUGCCUCCUUUAGCAAGUUAAUGUUAUCAAAUGCUUUAUUUGUGGAGGCUUUUGUCUUCUACAAUCACAUUCAUGGCCGGGAAAUGCUGGACAUCUUCGUGCACAAGCUUCUGGUCUUGGUCGUAUUUUCAACAGGCCUGGUUGCUUUCAUGGAGCUCUUCAUACAGGCCAAUAUAACUGUGGAACUUCUGCGGACAAGCCUUUUCCUGCUUCACGGAAGCUGGUUCUGGCAGAUCGGGUUUGUCCUUUAUCCUCCCAGUGGAGGUCCUGCAUGGGAUUUAGUGGAUCAUGACAACGUUAUGUUUCUCUCCAUAUGCUUUUGCUGGCAUUAUGCAACAGCCAUUAUCAUCGUUGGAGCAAUUUAUGCCUUUGUCACCUGGUUGGUUAAAUCUCGAUUGACGAGGUUCUGCCCCUCAGAAGUUGGACUCCUGAAAAAUGCUGAACGAGAACAAGAAUCAGAAGAAGAGAUGUGACUUUGAUGGGCCUCCAGUCUUUUUGGAUGAAAUUUUUCUUCUAUUAUUAUUAGUCACAGUUUUGCCUGUUCACCUUUUGUUUGGAAAACAAUUGGUUGAGAAUGAUUCUUGGUGUCAUGGUGUUGGGGGCUUGGAGUGGCUUCCCUCAGGUUAGCUAAAGUGUGAUGCCCACAUUCUGAAACAUAUUUGUUUUAUUUGCCUUAUAGAUAUAUAUGCUUAAGGGUCCUGGGCUUACUGUCAUUUGUAACUCAUUAUAGAUGGAAUUUCAAUUGUUUUAUCUUCUU